Prorocentrum cordatum is the source of this 2904-nucleotide messenger RNA. NCBI's taxonomy places the organism in Eukaryota, Dinophyceae, Prorocentrales, Prorocentraceae. The record is from the annotation of a GenBank genome assembly.
AUGGGCUCCUCUGGAGGCGAGUGGAUCUUGGCCAAGAAGCAGAUGCAGACAACUUCAUUCGAGGCAUGGGGAGAAGCAGGCAGACACAAAUCUGGCCAGGACCCGUCCGAGGGGUUCUGCCCGACGUGCUGGCACCUCAAGUCGGGAAACAUCGUGAUCGUCAGUGCCUAUCUCCUCCCGCAGUUCGGGUUCAAGGAGGCCAACCAGCGGACCCUGGUAAGGCUCGGUGCCUUCCUCCGCCAGCUGCGGGACCCCUGCGUGGUCUUGGGCGACUGGAACAUCACGCCAGACGAAUGGGAUAAGACACAAUGGCUCAUGAAGCUCAACGCGGAGAGGCUGCUGGUGGAGAACUGCACCGCCACGUGCAACAGGGGCUCGGGCAGCGCCAUCGACUAUGCCCUCGUCUCGAAAGGUACGACAGGCCACCUGAAGCUGCAGGCGGUCGAGGAGGUCCCUUGGAAGGAUCACAUAGGCCUGAAGCUCACGAUAAAGGACGGCAAGCAGAGGUGGUGGCGCAGGAAGCUGGACAUCGCGCACGAGCUCCCCACGGUCCCGCGGCCCAAGAAGCAGGCCGACCCGAACAGCAAGAGGCAGAAGGGCAUUCAGAAGGCCAAGGAGGAGAGGCGCGCCAGGCUCCACGAGCACCUGCAGGCCGCCUUUGACGAGAUGUACGAUGAUCUCGACGAAGAUGAUGACACCAGGGAGGCUGUGCCCACCACGGCCUUCAACAUCCCAGUGCAAGUAUGGGAAGAAGCGAGCGUAGCAGUUGAAGCCAGAGGACUGACCCCAGGAGUGAAAGCCUGGCCGAGACCAGCCGCCCCACCGACAGCAACAACGAGAUGCAAACAGAGCAAGUACCACUUCUUGCUGAUGAGGGAUCCACAGGGCCAGCAGAAGAUCGACAGCCAAUUCGCGAGGUGGAUCACGACCCUGGAGCUUGCGACCCUCCAGCACCACGAGAUCGACACAGACGAACAGGACGCCUACAUGGGCAGAGGAAGAGGAUAUGCCACUAAGUGGGUCAGGACCUCGGCCACGCCGGCGCGAGCGCACCUCCGAGACCCACACCUCGAGUGGUGGCACAUUGCGGUGACGCUCCUCAAGCGCUACGAGAUGCUCAGGCGCACCGACAGGAUCACAGAGGCCGCCAGCUGCAACGGCAAGAUAGUUGAGAUCAUGCAGAAGGCCGAGGAGAUGCAGAUCCACGAGGUGUUCAACAAGGACGACGGCGAGGAGUUCAGAAACUUGAAGGCCAUGUUGAGGACGCCGCAGGACAUCCCCGUCGAGGAUGUGAUCCCCGUCAUCGAGACCAGCGAGAGGUACCAAGGGAGGGCCGUCGGGCAGGCACUCACCAAGUCGAGGAAGGCCUACCAGAGCUGGGCAAUCAAGAUGUGGAAUGAAGCUCCGCGGCACCUCCACAACAUGGUCAAGGAUCCGAGACCUGAGACAGUUGAGAAGAUCCAGCAAGGGAGAUCCGUGGCGGACCCUGACCAGAUCAUGAGCAACCGAGCUGACGAAUGGGAAAAGCACUGGGCCGACCCCAGCGUGACCCCCGACCAGAUCCUCGACGGCAUCCACAUGGUCAUGGGCCGCGCCUGGCAGCAACCCUUGGCCCCGCUCCAGCUGCAGCAGCUGGACCGCCUGCUCCCCGCCAUCACAGCCACCAAGGCCAAAGGGAUCGACAACAUCGGGCCGCUGGAGGUUCAGAUGCACCUGACGCCGAGGCUGCUGAAGGAGCGGCAGUGGGUCAGCAGGGAGGUCCAGCCGUGGCGCUCCAUCCUGGCUGGCUCUCCAGAGGGUGUACGGCUGGCCAAGGCCUUCAUGGGGCCCAUCCUCCACCGUGCGCAGCUCACGAAGCAGGCGGACAUAGGCCUCUGGACGUUCGUAGACGACACGGUCCUGCGCUCCCAAGGCACCGAGGCCAAAGUGGAGAAGCAGCUGAUCGACAACGGCGCCAUGCUGGGCGAGUGCCUCAAAGAGGCGGGCCUCACGGUCUCCCCGAAGACCACGGUGAGAGCAAGCUCUCCGAAGCUGGCCAUCGCCAUUGCAAAAGGCCUCCAGCAACGCGGCAUACCCGCCAAGGCUGAGGGCAACUUCACUGACCUGGGCGUGGACUGCAACGCCGCGAGCAUGCGCACACGACGCAAAGGGCGGUGCCUCACCAGCACCCUCGCCAUGCUCUACGGCAGAGGUGAUCCAGCCAAGAGCAUCCCGCGAGAGCAGCUGGCGGCCUGGCUGGACCAGUGGUUCGCCCACCCCGAGCUGCACGCCAGGAUCGCCAGGGCCUGGCAACCGUCGCUCAGGAGGCUCCGUCUGGCGGGUGAGAGCCGCUGGAGGAGAGUGCGUGGGCCAAUAUCGGCCACAGUGGCGACCCUCCUUGAUGCAGGAUGGGACCCUGUCGACCACGACUUCUGGGUCACGGACGAGGACGUGGGCUGGCGGUUCCCCAGCCCCGACCAGCCGAGCUUCGCGGAGGCGGCGGCGGACUACGUGGAGCUGCUCUUGGACUACGAGCGGUCCAUCGACAGGAAGCUCUGGAAGCAGGCAGCGCUGCACCAGGGAGAGUUGGCUCUGGAGUUUGUGCCCUCGAAGCUCUCCCAGCAGUGCUAUGACGACCCCGCCUUCGUGGAUGAGAUGGGCUACACGUGCGCCAAUCUGGUAUGGUACUACUGUGACUCAGUGGCGGACAGCUUCGGCUACACGCAGGAGGGCCAGGAGGCACUCGUGGAGAGCUGCCCCCAGACGUGCGGGACGUGCACCGACAAGGACGGCGAGGCCUCGCGGCCCCACAGCCUGACGCUCGACGGCGGGGGCUCGGACCAUCCAGGGGAGCAAACGCCCGCGGUGGAGUGGACCGCCGUGGAAGCGCACCAGGGGAGCAGGCACGGCGGGAACACCUGUUGA